Messenger RNA from Hermetia illucens (black soldier fly), 700 nucleotides. Its product is annotated as brain protein I3-like. The record is from RefSeq and is a predicted model, not a curated record. The transcript has 2 exons. Lineage: Eukaryota; Metazoa; Arthropoda; Insecta; Diptera; Stratiomyidae. Bases 92 to 457 code for a protein of 121 amino acids.
ACUGCAUAUAAAUCUCGAAGUCAGUUUCGCGGUUUACAUCGAGUAAAGUGGUGGAGAUUGUGUGAUUCGGGGUGAUAUAAAGCAUUUCAAAAUGGAUACUGCUCCUAUAACGAAGCAACCACCUCCAUACUCGGAAACAGUUCGACCCACAUUAGAUGAUGCAACCGGGAAUAACUGGCAACAGGACCAUCAUCCCCAGUAUCCUUCAGCUCCACCGAUCUCGUCGUUUUCUUACAUGCCAUUGACACCACCCCCAACAACCACACAUAACGUAACAGUCGUUACGGCUGCAGCUCCGCAAAUUAUGGGUGGAUGUCCAGCUUGCAGGAUAGGGACCAUGGAGAAAGGUUUUACUUGUUGCGGCAUUUGCUGUGCGAUUUGUUUGUUCCCUAUCGGCAUCUUGUGCUGUUUUUGCAUGCGCAGAAUGAAGUGUAGGAAUUGCGGAGCGACAUUGUAGUUGCGGCAACAAAAUGAUCAAUUACUGUUUUCGUAUCACACAUUAUUCAUGGAAAAGGUUCGGUAAAUUAAUCUUUAGUUAUUUUAUGACGAAGUGCAUACACAUAUUGCUUGCCUACGCGUGGUAGCCAAUAAUGUAAUAUUCCUCAGAAUUUGCUAUCUCAAUUCUGUUCUCACGUUUAUGCAUGAAAUUUAGGCAUGUAAUGCUCCGAACUUAAUAAAGUUAAACUCAAUGAACUGUAAA